Molecule: messenger RNA, 2981 nt
Organism: Sceloporus undulatus (fence lizard)
Lineage: Eukaryota; Metazoa; Chordata; Lepidosauria; Squamata; Phrynosomatidae
Exons: 17
Coding region: 637-1719 (360 amino acids)
Source: RefSeq, a predicted model, not a curated record
CGACCGGCUAGAGCGUCUCCUCUAGGACAGGGAUAUGUAUGUCCUGGUCUGAGUGCUCCAAUGCUCAGAAUGCUGCAAGGCUUCCUUGCAUUGGCUGUUGUUUUUCUCUCCCUCCUUCUGUUCCCAAUGAAUUAGGAGUUGUGAAUUUGGGUCUUCUUGGAAUUGUCCUCCAUUUUGAGAAACAGGAGUUUAUAUUGCCUUAUAUUAAUGUUUUUGGCUUCUAGUUGGUCAUGUCCUCCAUUUUCUUGAAUGUCCUACAUCAUGCCCUACAUUUCCCCUACACUUUGAGGGGCUAUUGGGGGGGGGGGUGCCAACAUAUUUUUCGCCUCUGGUGGCCAACUACCUGGAGCUGGCCCUGUUCCCUCUGAACCUGCUUCAGGCCAGGGAAAGUCUACUUUAGAAGCAGAACUUGACCAGUUGGUCAUUCCCUCUUUCUCUUUCACAGCCCUCUGAGGGAAUGUGCCUCCCUGGCCCUGAAUGCCUCUUGACAGCUAGAGGCUCUGGUUUCCAGGACCCACUGUUUUUUCAUGGUUGCCCCAGAAACCAAAUGGCUGAGGUCAGUGCAGACUUGGUUAGUGGCCAUUGCCCUCAGGAUUUGGCCAGACGUGGUCUUGAGGGCUACAUUGGCUUGGAAGAAUGCUGUCCUGGUGUAGGAAGGCCUGCAGAGGAACCAAAAAAAAGCUCAAGGCGGUCAAGAGGACAGUUGUUUCCCGUUUUAGAGGCUCCAAACAGAAGGAUGAGAAUCUGGGAACUCCUCCAAGCAUCUACAAAACAUCACCGGAGAAGAACUCCACAUAUAACGACUCUUUCAUCUUAUCGUAUUUAGAAAAUGGCACUGGUAGAGCGGAAGAUGUGUGUUGCUCUUUGCCCAAUUCAGAUGGGCUCCAAGAACCACAAAGAAGCCAAGAUGACAAAGAGCUGUCUCAAGCAUUUCCAGUAGAGACUUUUCCUCCCGACUCGACUUCCCUCAAAGUGCAGGAAAUAGAGCCAGAGGCCCAAGGAAGCUACGUUCCAAAACAGAAUGUGGAAAUCCAGCAACCUCCAGUUUCAUCAGCCCCAUACAUCAUCGGCCCCGGUGAGGAAUUCAUGGUCACCCAAUGGUCUCCAGAUGUGAGCUACCUCCUGUCUAGUUCAACAAGCUCCCUGGAUGAAGGUACUGACGUUCCCAUCCUCUACGAGCAAUCACAGUUCAGCCCAGAGGAGAAGAAUGUCUGGCUACAUAACAUGUGCCAGCAGUUCUCCAGCCUUCCCCUGGAAAGAGGUCGGAUUAUGGUAGCAAAUAUCGCCCAGAGACAUUUGACAAGCAUUCUAGAACAUUGUUUGGAAUCUGAUCAAAAAGAGUGUGAAGACAUUUUCUAUUAUGUCAUUGCCUCACCAAAGUGCAACCUUGAUGUUGUUCUCCGCUUCCUUCUGGAUAAGGCAAAUAAGGGCUCCUGGCUGCCUCAAGAGGGCGAGGAAAAGCUUAGGGUCAAGGUAUUAGCAGCAAGAACAAUUGUGGCGAUCAUAGAACAGCUCUGUGAUUUCAAGAGGCUGCAGUUCUGGUCCAAUUUUUUGUUUUCCACCUAUCUGGACAUCUUGAGCAAUCAGCCCCGCAGAACUGAGGAGGAAACCAAGAACAAGGAAAGCUACUUGGUCCCAGAAGAAAUAGCAUGUUUCCUUUCGACUCUGGUGAAGAGAUUGGCCUCCGAGAACCAGAUGUUACCAGAUGUGACCAGAUGAAGCAGAUGUUCCUUUUGUCCCAGAUUUACUAUGCAAUGCUCUACUACACCCGUACAGUUUGUGUGAAUUUGCUGUGUCUGGUGAAGGAGAUAGAUGCCAUCACAACACCCCCCUCACCCUAUUUUGAAUCCAUGGGUACCAGAGACUGGUGUGGGAACACCCAGGUGCUCAGACUAGUCUUCCACAUCCAAUUCCACUGGCGCAGAGAGCGGAGGAGAAUGAGCCCUGAGAAUAGGAAGAAGACUCACCCCAAAGUCCAAGACUCGUGAGAAAAAGAUUGAAUACAGUACUGCUUUUGUUUUGGGAGCAGUCCAGAGCAAAGAAAGACAGGACGCAUCCAUCUCCAUUGCCUCACAGAUGCUAUCAUGACAGAAAUGAUGAGGUGCUGCGAGGGUCCUGAGACGUCUGCAGAGGUGUGCACUCCAUGCCAGAUGCCAACACAGAAUCUGAAUCCAGCUGUGUGUGACGAAGGAGGUCCAAAUGUUGACCAAGAAAUGCAGUGGAUCUCAGCCAGGGAGGACAGUCCUGUACAAGUACCUUCUCUAACUAGCCUGCAUUUCCCAGCCCUAGCACAGGCCCAGCCCCAGGGGACAUAUCCCUUUGGGAGCUCUUCCUUGGAGCUGUGUGAGGCGUUCCCCAGCGAGGAGACAUGCAGGGACCCGGCUGAGCUGUCCUGUGAGGAAAUGUGCACCCGAGAGUCCACAGAGGCCUCACGUGGAGGGAAAUGCUGUGGUUUGCCAUAUGAGAAACAGUGUGAAAAUAUAUGCAAGUUUCCAGAAAGGCACCUCUAUGAAAACCUAUAUGAAGAGCCAUGGUCUGGGAAAGCUCGCCUACCAUCCAUUGUAGUAGAACCCAGCGAAGGGGAGGAAGUUGAAAGUGGGGAGCUUCGGUGGCCUCCAGAAAACUUCUCAUUCUUGGAGGAGGAAGAACAGAAUGAACUCUUCACUGGAGAAGAGGAUGCCCUGGAAACGGGGCUGUCCUCUUUCGAUAGCGAUGUGGAGGAAGUGCUUUUGUGACACUGAGUGAAGUUCAUGGACAGAUGGACAGAGUGGGUGGGAAGGAGUCAGGGAGCCUCCUAAACUCAUCCACAUGAAACCUGUACAGGGACUUUAGCCAUUUAAUCCAGAAUGGAGGCUCCUGAGCAUCAGCAGGUAAAUGGACAUCAAGCGGGCAUCUUGGACACUUUCUCUUUGCUUUUCUCAUAAUAUCUGUGUGGUAGAUAAUAGCCCAAAACAAAAUAAAAAUCCACCCCACCCCAAGAA